Messenger RNA from Funneliformis caledonium, 158 nucleotides. The record is from the annotation of a GenBank genome assembly. NCBI's taxonomy places the organism in Eukaryota, Fungi, Glomeromycota, Glomeromycetes, Glomerales, Glomeraceae.
CUGCAGACAAAUAUAUACCUAUACGACACUCUUCAGCCCAUUCAAGAGAUUUGCGUCCUCGUUUACUUAAAAAUAUGUACAAACAACUGGUAGCCGUCCAGAAAUUACAACGUCUCACCAAGCAAGGCCUCCGUAUAUACGCUGUUCCCAAAAAUUAG